CAGCUGAGGAGCGUGGUGCACGACUGCCUGGCCAAGCAUAUGUACGAGGCGGCCGCCUUCUUCGCCGACAAGCUGGUCACGCUGUCGGGCUACUCGCCCGCCGAGGUGUACACUCUAGCGCAGGCGUUCUUCUGCAGCCGCCAGUUCCGCCGCUGCCUACAGCUGCUGCGCAGCACGGAGCUCAUAGAGAAGGACCUGCGCUUCCGCUACCUGGCAGCCAGGUGCCUGGCGGAGUGCAAGGAGUGGGAGGAGUGCCUGUCGGUGCUGGGAGGGCUGGACGCAGAGGAGCCGGAGCAGCUGCAGCUGCCCAUGCCGCGCUCCACAGUGCCGCUCGGUUCGGGCAUCAACUACUUCUCAGUCGUCUGCUUGCUGCGUGGCCGGGUGCACGACGCUCUGGAGAAUUUCCCGCGGGCCGUCAAGUGGUACCAAGCAGCGCUGAAGGCAGACCCCUUCAAUUAUGAGGCCUUCCAAGCGCUGGUGGGCAGCCACAAGCUGAGCAAUGCCGAGGAGCUGGAGCUGGUCAACUCGCUUGACAUCCCGCCGCAGCAGGGCUGGCUGAAGCUGCUGUACACCAGCCGGUGCAAGAACAAGGCGGGGGUGGGGCUCGCCCCCAUGGCGCUCAGCCCUGUGCACGAGGAGGAGAAGAGCACGCCGCAGGCGGCGGCGGCAGCAGCGGCUGGCUGGGGCCUGCACGACAACCUGGAUGUCAUAGCGUGCAGAGCAGAGUGGCUGUACCACAGGGGCGCAUACGCCGAGUGCUACACGCUGACGGCGUCGGCGCUGGAGCGGGACCCGUACGCCACUGAGUGCCUGCCCGUGCACCUGGCCUCGGCGCUGGAGCUGCGCAAGAAGAACGAGCUGUUCAUACAGGGGCACAAGCUGGUGGAGGAGCACUCCGACCGCGCCGUCUCCUGGUUUGCGGUGGGCUGCUACUACAUGUGCAGCCAGCAGUACGAGGCGGCGCGGCGCUACUUUGGCAAGGCCACCGCCCUGGACCGCGCCUUUGCACCCGCCUGGGUCGCCUUUGGGCACGCCUUUGCCGCGCAGGACGAGAGCGACCAGGCCAUGGCCGCCUACCGCACCGCGCACCGCCUGUUCCCGGGGCUGCACGCGCCGCUGAUGGGCAUGGGGCAGGAGUACCAGCGCAUGAACAACCUGGGGCUGGCGGAGCAGUGCUUCUCGCAGGCGGCCCGGCUUUGCCCCUCAGACCCGCUGGUGGCCAACGAGCUGGGUGUGCUGGCGUACCGCAACAGGCAGUACGAGGUGGCCGCCGGCUGGCUGCGGCGCGCGCUCAGCCUGGUGCCCGGCGGCCGGCCCACGCCCAGCUGGGAGGCCACCCUUGUGAACCUGGGGCACACGCUGCGCAAGCUGCGGCAGUGGGACGCCGCCAUAGAGUGCUACCUGCAGGCGCUGGGCCUCAAGCCGGGCCAGCCGGGCACGUACAGCGCUCUGGGGUAUGCUCACCACCUCAAGGGGGACUACAACGCCGCCAUUGAGAACUACCACAAGGCGCUGGGUCUGCGCCCCGAGGAUGUGUUCACCGCGGAGAUGCUGGCGGAGGCGAUG
Molecule: messenger RNA, 1566 nt
Organism: Chlorella variabilis
Lineage: Eukaryota; Viridiplantae; Chlorophyta; Trebouxiophyceae; Chlorellales; Chlorellaceae
Exons: 12
Biological process (GO): cell division
Molecular function (GO): protein binding
Source: RefSeq, a predicted model, not a curated record